This is a messenger RNA of Carica papaya (papaya), 3134 nucleotides long. RefSeq names its product receptor-like kinase TMK3. Gene Ontology annotation, molecular function: protein binding; protein kinase activity; ATP binding. Gene Ontology annotation, biological process: protein phosphorylation. The record is from RefSeq and is a predicted model, not a curated record. NCBI's taxonomy places the organism in Eukaryota, Viridiplantae, Streptophyta, Magnoliopsida, Brassicales, Caricaceae.
AUAUAAAGUACUAGUUUCGUAUUCCUACAUUACCGGAAGAGAAUUGAGAAAAUAUUAAUGUUCUCUUUUUUAUGUUUGGAAUCAUUUUGACUAAAGUUGCUGGUAAAAACCAGUGGCUAUGGAAUCUCUUCGUCUGAGUCUAUACAUUAUGGGGUUUUGCUGCUUUUUAAUCGUGGUAGCUUACGCUGCAACAGAUCCCAAUGACUUGAAAAUCCUGCUUGAUUUCAAGAACGGAUUGGAGAAUGCAGAGCUGCUGAAAUGGCCUGAAAAUGGCGAUGAUAAUCCUUGUGGUCCGCCAUCUUGGCCUCAUGUCUUUUGUGCUGGCAACAGAAUCACCCAAAUUCAGGUUCAAAACAUGGGUCUUAAGGGACCCCUUCCUCAAAAUUUCAACCAGCUUAUCGAAUUGUACAAUUUGGGUUUACAGAGGAACAGAUUCAAUGGCUCUUUACCCAGUUUUAGUGGGUUGUCGGAUUUGGAGUUUGCUUUUUUGAAUGACAAUGAAUUUGAUUCCAUCCCUUCAGAUUUCUUUCGAGGACUCACUAGUCUACGUGUUUUGGCUCUGGAUAACAAUCCCCUUAACGCCACUACAGGAUGGGUGAUUCCUCCAGAUUUGGUUAGUUCAGCUCAGUUGGUAAAUUUGUCUUUGAUACAAUGCAAUUUGGUAGGACCUGUUCCUGAUUUCUUAGGUAAGUUUUUAUCACUUCAAGCUCUCCUUCUUUCGUACAAUAGAUUGACUGGUGAUAUUCCCGAGAGCUUUGGGCAGUCUAUGAUGCAGAUUUUGUGGUUAAAUGGUCAAAGUGGUGCUGGGUUGAGUGGUAAACUUGAUGUGUUUACAAAAAUGGUGUCAUUGACACAGCUUUGGUUACAUGGUAAUAAAUUUACAGGGACAAUACCAGAGAAUAUUGGGAAUUUGAAAUUGUUGAAGGAUCUUAAUCUGAAUACCAAUGAGCUUGUUGGGUUGAUUCCUGAGAGUUUAGCUAAUAUGGAGCUAGACAAUCUGGUUUUGAAUAACAAUUUGUUUAUGGGUCCAAUUCCUAAGUUUAUGGCUGGUAAUGUUUCUUAUACUUCUACUACUUUUUGUCAGUCUAAACCUGGUAUUCCAUGUGCUCCAGAAGUUAACGCCCUUUUAGAUUUUCUUGGUGGCUUGAAUUACCCAUUUAAUCUGGCUUCUCAAUGGUCUGGUAACAAUCCAUGUGAAGUGCCUUGGUUGGGAUUGUCUUGUAAUCCACAGUCUAAGAUUUUCUCUAUUAAUUUGCCUGGUUAUAAUCUUAGCGGUGUGCUCAGUCCUUCGCUUGCCAAGUUAGAUUCAUUGAUGGAAAUCAGGGUUGCAGGAAACAAUAUCAGUGGUACUAUUCCUGAGAAUUUCACCACAUUGAAUUCACUGAAAUUGUUGGAUAUUAGUGCAAAUAAUUUUGAACCUCCAUUGCCCAAAUUUGCUGACUCUGUUAAGAUAUUGACUGAGGGGAAUCCUCUUUUGGUUGCUGGGGGUAAUAGAAGUUUCUCGCCUCCUAGCGAGAGUCCAGCAUCUACACCAACUACUCCACCUUCAUCAACCACAAGUCCACCUUCCCCAAGGCCUGAUAGGAACUCAAAUUCAUCUAGUUCCCACCAAAAUGACUCUCAACCAAAGAGUUUUAUAACCAGGCUGGUAACUCUGACUGGAGUAGCAAGUGUGGCAGCAUUGGUUCUGCUGUUAAUUUCUGUAUCUGUAUAUUGUUGUAAGAGGAGGAAGAGCAGUACAGAAGAUUGUAAUUCCAUUGUUGGUAACCCUAGAGAGUCAUCUGAUUCAGGAGACAAGGCUAAGACAAUUGUUAAUAAGAGCAGUUCUGGAGGCAUACCUGCACAAACUGUCCAAUACCCUGGGAGUGAUGUCAGUGAAGGAACAGAAAACUCUGAUGUGGUGGAAACUAGAUCUCUGGUCAUAUCUGCUCAAGUUCUUCGCAGGGUGACCGAGAAUUUUGCACCAGAAAACGAGCUUGGUCGUGGUGGAUUUGGAACCGUUUACAAGGGUGAGUUGGAUGAUGGUACAAAAAUAGCAGUAAAGAGAAUGGAGUCUGGUGUAAUUAGCAACAAAGCAUCAAAUGAAUUUCAGUCUGAAAUAACAGUUCUUUCGAAGGUUAGACACCGCCAUUUGGUAUCUCUUUUGGGUUAUUCAAUUGAAGCUUCGGAGAGGCUUUUAGUGUACGAGUAUAUGUCUCAAGGUGCUUUAAGCAGACAUCUUUUCCAUUGGAAGAGAUUAAAGCUGGAUCCUCUAUCUUGGACAAAAAGGCUCGUAAUCGCAUUGGAUGUUGCUCGAGCAAUAGAAUAUCUUCAUAGUCUAGCCCAUCAAACGUUUAUACACCGAGACCUCAAAUCUUCCAACAUUCUUCUGGAUGAUGACUUCCGGGCUAAAGUAUCAGAUUUUGGACUGGUGAAACUCGCCCCUGAUGGGGAAAAAUCUGUUGUCACAAAGCUUGCUGGAACUUUUGGCUACCUAGCACCCGAAUAUGCUGUGAUGGGAAAGAUCACAACAAAAGUGGAUGUGUUCAGCUUUGGAGUAGUAUUAAUUGAACUUCUGACUGGACUAACAGCUCUUGAUGAGGAUCGGUCUGAGGAUCGAAGGUACUUAGUUGAGUGGUUUUGGCGAAUUAAGUCGAACAAAGACGAACUUAUGGCUGCCAUCGAUCCAGUUCUCGAAGCCAACGAAGAAACACUCGAGAGCAUGUGUGUCAUAGCUGAACUUGCCAAACAUUGUACCGCAAGGGAACCAAAUCAUCGACCGGACAUGGGACACGCUGUGAAUGUUCUUGCUCCUCUGAUCGAGAAAUGGAAGCCGGUGGACGAUGCAUCCAGGUAUUAUUCGGGGAAUGAUAACGAGACACCUCUUCCCCAGAUGUUGGAGGUAUGGCGACAAGCUGAAGGGAAAGAUGUUAGUUAUUCUAAUGGUAAUGAUAGCAGAGGAAGUAUUCCAUUAAGGCCAUGUGGAUUUGCAGAUUCCUUCACCUCUGCUGAUGGUAGAUGAAUGUAUGUAUUGAUUUAAUCGAAGGGGUAAAGUUGUUUGGUGGUGGAUUUUGAAUUUGAUUCUUUGCUUCGAAGAGGGUAAGAGAUAAAUUAUGAAUAUACUUUAUUUGGUAUUUAUAUAGAUUGGAUUAUGU